Molecule: messenger RNA, 2049 nt
Organism: Amaranthus tricolor (Joseph's coat)
Lineage: Eukaryota; Viridiplantae; Streptophyta; Magnoliopsida; Caryophyllales; Amaranthaceae
Product: polygalacturonase At1g48100
Exons: 6
Coding region: 335-1744 (469 amino acids)
Biological process (GO): carbohydrate metabolic process
Molecular function (GO): polygalacturonase activity
Source: RefSeq, a predicted model, not a curated record
ACACCAAUUCUAUUCAUUUCUUUUCUUACUUUACAUUUAAUUCUCUUCAAUUCUUCCUCUUUUUAUUUUUUAUUUUUUUAAUCACAACUUCUCAACAUCUCAACUUCAAUAAAUAAUUAUUAUAUAUUUCAAGCGAUUUAUGUUUCACUUUUUCACUUACUUUCUUCUCAUUAUAUAUCAAAUUUUGUCUCAGUUAGAAUAAAUACUGCAAAAUUAAAUUUUAUUUAGUAUUUUUCUUUUCUAAACCUACUGUUCAAUUCAAAUAUAUAUAUAUAUAUAUAGGUACCCUUUAAUUCAUAUCACAUUGUCACAAAAAAUAGUCUUAUAACAAGAAAUGGAGCAUUUUUGUUGCAUUUCAAAGAAAAUGUUAUUUUUUGUUGUAUUAAUUUUAAUUAUUUGGUCACAUUUAAUCAAUGUAAUUGAAGGAAGAGCUCAUUAUCAUAAAAAGAAAGGGGCUACAACACCUGUUUAUGCCCCUGUUCCUAGUAGUAGUAGUCCAAACCCGAUAGUUCGUUCUGACCCGUACCCGAGUCCAACCCGUGAUGAGCCGUGCAUUUUUGAUGUGACAUCGUAUGGGGCGGUUGGAGAUGGGUCCACCGAUGACACUGCCGCCUUCCAAGCUGCUUGGAAGGCGGCUUGUGCGGUGGACUCUGGUGUUGUUUUUGUACCUUCGUCUGGGAAAUUUAUGAUCAGGUCUACUAUCUUUUCUGGCCCUUGUAAGCCCGGGCUUGUUUUACAGGUAAAUGGAGUGAUAAUGCCACCAGAUGGACCAGAUUGUUGGCCAGAUUCAGACAGUAAAAAGCAGUGGUUAGUAUUUUACAGGUUAGAUGGGUUUACUCUCAAUGGAACUGGAACCAUUGAAGGCAAUGGUAAUCAAUGGUGGGACCUUCCUUGUAAACCUCACAGGGGUCCACAUGGAUCAACCUUGCCUGGACCAUGUGAUAGUCCUGCUAUGAUAAGAUUCUUUCUUAGUAACAACAUUGAGCUGAGUGGACUAAGAAUUCAAAAUAGUCCACAAUUUCACAUAAAGUUUGAUGGAUGUAAUGGAGUACUUAUAGACAAAAUCCAGAUUAAUUCUCCUCAAUGUAGUCCCAACACUGAUGGCAUCCAUGUUGAGAACACUCAAAAUGUUGGCAUUUACAACUCCAUGAUUGCUAAUGGGGAUGAUUGUAUAUCAAUAGGACCAGGUUGCUCAAAUGUGGAUAUACAAGGAGUAGUGUGCGACCAUAGUCACGGGAUCAGCAUUGGAAGUCUAGGAGUGCACAACUCGCGGUCUUGUGUAUCAAACAUUACUGUCCGAGGUGCAUUGAUCAAGAACUCAGAUAACGGGGUAAGAAUCAAGACAUGGCAAGGCGGGUCAGGAUCAGUCUCGGACAUCUCCUUUCAAGACAUUCAAAUGGAGAACACGACUAAUAGCAUCAUAAUAGACCAAUACUAUUGCCUAACCAAGGAAUGUAGGAACCAAACAUCAGCUGUUUACCUAUCAGGAGUGUCCUACAAGAACAUUAAGGGCACCUAUAACAAUGUGCGUAGCGCCCCAAUUCACUUCGCGUGUAGUGACUCCGUGCCUUGUACUAACAUAACCAUGUCGGAAGUUGAACUUUUGCCUGCACAAGGGGAACUCGUCGAUGAUCCUUUUUGUUGGAACGCGUAUGGCAUUCAAGAGACCUUAACUAUCCCUCCUAUUGAUUGUUUACAAGAGGGUAUGCCUCUUGAACUUGAAGAAACCGCGGUUGGUUGUUGAUUCUACUAUUCAGCUUGCUAGUCUCAAUCUUUCGGGAUUAAGACUCUAGUGACUAACAUUGUCGGUUAAUUACACUUCCCUCCUCUUUAGAUAGAUAAGGAAUCUAUGUAUGUAUACGUCAUACAAAGCCCUAUCAUUUUAGUUUCUUAGGGCUUUGGUGAUUUUCAUAGUAUUUUUUAGGGUUUUAUCUAAGUAUACAAUUAGUAAUAGUAUUGGUAUCUUAAUCCCAUUUGGGAUUUCUCACUUUCUAUGUGAUGAACUUUAUAAGAUAUGAUAUAAUAUGAUAUGUCUAAUUUAGUAUGGAU